Molecule: messenger RNA, 16777 nt
Organism: Zootoca vivipara (common lizard)
Lineage: Eukaryota; Metazoa; Chordata; Lepidosauria; Squamata; Lacertidae
Gene: NEGR1
Product: neuronal growth regulator 1
Source: RefSeq, a predicted model, not a curated record
GAGACACCCGAGACUAGACACGCUACGGACGCGGGCAGCGAGAAGCGGAGAGCGAGAGGAGGAGAGGCGGCGCGAGGAGCGGAGGGAGGCGGCAGAAGGCGAAGGCGAAGCCGCCAGAGGCAGCAGCGGCGGCCGGAGGAGAAGAGGCGAGAGGCGACGAGCGAGUCCGGGACGCUCUGCCGCUCGCUCGGGACCUGAGAAGAAGAAGAAGGAGAGGAGGCGGAGGAGGCGACGACGAUUUCUCGCCCGCGCGCGCGCGCCUUUUCCCCCCCUUCUGAGUGGGAGACGAGCCCAGAGCCCGACGCCGAGCCGGAGCGCAGCUCAGCGCAGCUUCUCACUCCCAAGCAGGCAUGGACAUGAUGCCUCUGGUCCAGGGCGCUUGUUGCUCCAACCAGUGGCUGGCCGCGCUGCUGCUGAGCCUCUGCUGCCUGCUGCCCUCCUGCCUGCCCGCCGGGCAAAGUGUGGACUUCCCCGGGACGGCCGUGGACAACCUGGUGGUCAGGAAAGGCGAGACGGCGGUGCUGAGGUGUUACUUGGAAGAUGGAGCUUCAAAAGGUGCCUGGCUGAACCGAUCAAGUAUUAUUUUUGCAGGAGGAGACAAGUGGUCAGUAGAUCCUCGAGUUUCAAUUGCAACAGCAAACAAAAAGGAGUACAGCCUCCAGAUACAGAAUGUGGAUGUCUCAGAUGAUGGUCCCUAUACUUGUUCGGUGCAGACUCAACACACGCCGAGGACAAUGCAGGUGUACUUAACAGUAAAAGUUUCUCCAAAGAUAAGUCAUAUCUCAAAUGACAUUGUGGUGAAUGAAGGAAGUAACGUCACACUGGCCUGCUUGGCUACAGGGAAGCCAGACCCUUCCAUUUCUUGGAGACAUAUUUCUCCAUCAGCCAAACCAUUUGAAAGUGGACAGUAUUUGGACAUCUAUGGAAUUACAAGAGACCAAGCUGGGGAAUAUGAAUGUAGUGCUGAAAACGACGUCUCAGUCCCAGAUGUGAAAAAAGUAAAAGUCACAGUAAACUUUGCCCCAACAAUUCAGGAAAUAAAAUCGAGUGGAGUGACGCUUGGAGGGAGUGGAUUCAUAAGAUGCGAAAGUGCAGGUGUUCCUUCCCCCGCUUUUGAAUGGUUCAGAGGCGAAAGGAAACUGAUCAAUGGACAACAAGGGAUUACCAUUAAAAGCUAUAGUUCAAGAUCAUUUUUAAAUUUCAACAACGUGACGGAGGAGCAUUUUGGAAACUACACAUGUGUCGCUGCCAACAAACUAGGCACAACCAAUGCCAGCCUGCUUCUUAACCCUCCAAGUACAACCCAGCUUGGGAUCACUGGGGGUGCUGAAGUUCUAUUAUCCUGCUGGUUCCUUGUGUUGACACUGUCCUCUUACACCAGCUUAAUGUACCUGAAGAACAUCGUUCUACAAUAAAUGUAAAGAACCAUGAAUGGCUUUUAAGGAUUCUUUGAAAGUGCUGAUGACUGGAUCCAAUCUGGUAGAGUUUGUUAAAAAAACGGCGUGGGAUAUAAUCAGCAGUGCUUAUGUGGGGAUGAUCGCCUUCUGUAGAAUUGCUCAUUAUGUAAAUACUUUAAUUCUACUCUCUUUUUUAUUAGCUGCAUUACCUUGUGAAGAAGUACACAUUGUCCUUUUUCUUCUUUUUUUUUAAAAAAAAGACGUGAGAGCUCUGAAAUUACUUUUAGAGGAUAUUAAUUGUGAGUUCAUGUUUGUAAUCUAUAACUUUUCAAAAAAAACAUUCAGUCAUGGUCUGCAGAUUUACAGACUGUAGUUUACAUAAAAAGAACCCAAAUAUUGCAGUUUAAAAAAAUGUGAUCUUUAAGGCUGCAAUACAAACAUCCAUUUCCCUCUUUAAAUAAGAGUUUAUCUUCAUUUACACAGAUUUUUUUUUACAAAAAAGCUAAAUAUUGCCUUUGAUUCAUUUCUUCAAAAUUAGAUCACAUACCUAGAUUUUCUUCUAGCAUGAUACUCAGAUUUCAAGAAUGAGCCUUGUGAUAUGACUGCACUGUGCAGUUAUGCUUUGAUUUUGAUUUUCCUGUCAGUUCAGCAUGGGUGUGCCUUCAUAAGAUACUGCUUUUCGCUUCCUCACCAACAAAUGGGAGGGGAAUUUCUCAAUUUUAUUUUUUGUAGAUGCUUAGCUCAAGGGUACCGAAUCUUUUCUUAAGGACAAAAGGUGCUAUUGGCUGUAAAAUGAACCACCAUUGGGGUAAAGGAACUACUCCAAACAUUGAGCACAGCAGAAAAAGUAAUAGCUGGUACAUUUUCAAAGCAUAUUCCAAACCUGUACAAAGCAGAAGAUAUCUCUCAGAGACUCUUUUGUGAAUGUAACAUUUCCUUUGUUCAUUCAAAGUCAGAAUUUUUAUAAGGCUGCAGAGAAAAUGACCAUCCCUUUAUUUUAUUGUAUUUUUAUAAUUAGUGAUAAGUUCUACAUAUCAGUAUUGUUCUUCCUAUUGAAUUUAUACUGUACAGUAUCCGGUUGGUUGGCUUAUAGAACAUAGUGCUUAGGUCUGGAAAAUCUAUAGAAGGGUUAGAAUUUUGAUCAUACACACAUGCUCUAAAACACACAUGUUCAUGCACACAAAUAACAACAAUAAUUUGAAUGCUACAUAAGACAGAUGAUAACAUAUCAGUGCCAUUUUUUAAAAAAGACCACCGAUUUGCAAAAAUAUACCAGUGUUUUCUCCCUUCACAAACAUUUGGCUGAAGAAUUUCCCCAAAUGCCUGUUGUGGCUCUAUUCCACAUGUCAGCCACAUCUCUACAUGUUGUAAAUGUUAUGUUAAACUUCUUUCAUGCUGCACAAUCUGCAAAAGCAUAUGGAUAUAACUUUUAAAAUGUCCUAUAUCCUCCUCAUUCAUAGUUUAUCUUACAUGCAACAUUAGAAAUCAGAAUGAAUGUACACACACACACACACACACACACACACACACACACACUGCACAUUUAUUUGCCAAAAUGCCAUUAACGUUGUUCUCUUGUUAGCAUAACCAUUGCAUUUUUCUCUUCUGAAAGGACUUCUAAUGCCCUGGUUCCUACAAGUCCUGAUUCCAUGAAAGCUGACAUUGAAAAUAAUCCCCACAUAAAACUUUAGUGAAAUAAACAUAGUUAAUAAAGGUUCAUCUUUGAAAACCGAAGAAAAAUAAGCAAUUUGAUAGCUGAUACUCUGUAUCCACUGCAUAUUGCACUUCCAAUUAACAAAGGGAUAAGAAAAAUGACACCUGAAAAAGCAGGGAAUCUGUACAAAUUUUGCUCUAGUGUGAAAUAAGUGCAAAGACUUUCGUUUGAAUUCACAAGAAAAAAUAGUGAGAAAUUGCUCCUUGCUACUUAAUAGAAGAUUCAUUUGUUUUCAUCAGUUCAGGAUGUGAGUUAACAGUUUGCCUCUUUAAUUGAAGUUGCUAAGAUCUAUACUACAAAGUGCAAUAACUAACUGAUGAUGUUACAUAAACUGUUGUAUCUCAGAAUGAGUUUGUGUAGGCAUCAAAGCUUAAAAGGGGAAUUUACCGACGACCCAGCUAACCACAGUGGUUUUAAUUCAAGUAAACUGACUGUUGAAUAAAGCACCGUGGUAUAUUAAAUAAUUACAUCACCUAUUUUAACCCUAUGAAACAUGGAGGAAGGAGAACGUUAUUGACUACAUAGUAACAGUUCGCUUUUAAUAUCGCCAUCAUAAAACGUUCAACCAGGCCUGUUCUCAAAGCUCUGACAUUAUUGUUGCUAGCUGGAGAUUCGACACAAUUAUUUUACACAUAAACCACUUCUAAGACCUACAUUAUGAAUUUAUUUAGCUCCUUUAUUAGCUCCUGUUCUUCAUGAAUAGAAUGUCGACGCAUUAGAAAUAGUACAGCUCUUUAGAAUUAGUAAUAAAGUGCUAUAUUAAGAGUGUUAGGUGACAGAACCAUAAUAUAUCAUGCAGUUUGUAUUGAAGGAGAAAAUACUUUCGUCUCAUAUCAUGCGCUGUGGACCUACUGGUGUUGCGCUAUGGCACUUUUAAAUGGAAAUGUUUGACUGGACUGGUGCAAUAUCCCAACAUUUGGGGUGACUAGACAUUCAAAUUUGUUAGGAUGGCAGGAAGCAUUGGUAAAUUGCAAGGGCUGUUUUUCAGCAUCUUUGUAACAAAGCAAUGAGAGCUUGUUCAGCUGUCUCCUGUGGUAUCCUACAAAGAUGCAGAGAACAAGAAGUGCGAGUUGGGUGCACACCCUGUUCCUCCAAGUUGGACUGACUGAAGCCACCCUCUGUAUUCCCUCUUGUAUUGCAGCUUUAAAGUUCUAGAAUCCAUUCAACAGGUUGAAAGAGCAAGGGUGGCAGAAGCUAUUAUCUCUGCCAGUGCUCUCUUAGGGAAUAAGAAACAAGUCAAAGGUAUGUCAGAAACCAAGCAUAUCCACCAUUGUUUCCCACAGGCACAACCAUAGCUGUUUUAAUAUCAUUUUUGCUCAUCCAAACUCUAUAGUCAAGUUAACUGCCUUCACGAUCCUCCCCCAGCACAUGGAGUCUGAUGAUUCCUGCAGCAAAACAGGGUGACAUUUUAUUUUUUAUUGUUGAACAUGAUAAUACCUAAUGAAAGGGAUUAGUAAUGUUUUUCGUUUGUGUGGGAGCAGUUGGAACGCAUUAUUAGCCCAGUGUUCAAACCAGCCUCUGAAUUUUCAUUUGCAGUUGCUGGGUGUGAUUACUUUAUAAAUGCAAAAUACCGUAGUUGUAGAAGAAAACUUUGUGCAAACCUCUCCCUGCUUCUUCAGGAGGGAGGAGAUCGUAAGAACAAAGCAGGGGCUGAAUCUUUAAAAGUACAUACUGUGAUACUGGGACCAGCUCAGUAAGUGCUUUCAAGAUUAGUCCCAUAGAGGCUCCUUUUGAAACCAUGGUCAGCCAAGGGCCUAAUUCUGUCAAGACAGACACAUGCAUACAGUUUGCACUGAACAGUCCCAAUAAUAUUAUUUAAAAAAUAGCAUGUGCCUGUGUGUUUAUAGGAUUACUCCCUAAUGAAAGUUCCAUACUUCUUUGGUAAAUCUUUUCUUCUAUAUGUUCAUUGUACAAUUUGGGAUUUAUUGGGACUUGAUGUGGAUUGUGUUGAUUGUCGCAAAUUACAAUAACAUUUUACAGAGUUUAUUAGUCCUUAAACUGUGGGGUAUGUUUGCUUUCUUCUAUUUCUUACAUGAUAAUCUGUGAUCAUCUAGUUGAUAUCAUCGCUGUUCAUAUUUUUAAUCAACCACAAUUAUAUUUCUCCCAGUCAUGAAAAAAAUAUGAAAAAUAAAUGGAUUAGCUCCAAGUGAUACAAAUGAGGACUUAUUAUGCAUAAAUUGUCCAAAGUGUUGAAUAGUUAUGAUUGUGACAAUCUGUUUGGCAAAUCGGGACGCUUAACCACGAUUGUGCUGUUGCCAGGUGCAAAAUAUAAGGUGCAAAAUAAUUGCGAAAUAAGGUGCAAUUACUGUGGUGCAGGUAGUGAUGCUAACUGAAGUAAGGGUUGUCUCAAUAUACAUAACUUGAUGGGUGGUUUAAAAGAGAUUAGCUGGGAAGAUAACUAUUCAAAAUUCAGUUGAAGUAGAUAGGAUUUUCUUUUCUUCACUCUUGUUUAAAAUUACAUUCUGUUUCAGAUCCAGAAGUGUUAAUAACCACAACUAAACCUGGGGUGAUUUUUUUAUUUUAUUUUUUGCACCUUUUCAGAAUCAAUGCUCAACAUUAUGCUGACCAAAAUACCCAUCUACCCCACACAACUGUGUGCACUUAAGAAUGUGUAUACCAAAAUAUGUAUUUAAAUGGAUAAAUAAUAUGCCUUAACGCCUCAGUAUGCACUUACUUUUAGGGACUGGAUCACCCUCUUCCAGUCUGAGGAAAAUAGUCCAUAUUCCAUAACUUGCCGUGAAAGAGUUUUGUUUUUGAAAAGUCAUUUUAUCCCAAAAAGGUCAUUCAACACUUUCACCAAUUAGACUGUGUCAGAAAUUCAAAGCCAUGGUGAAACUCUAACCAGAGAUUGUAGGUGGGCACAGUAAUAUUUUCUAAGGGAACUAUUAAUGUUGCAAUCUAGAUCCUUUUAAAUCUGUUGGCAUUUUGCCACCAGUGACAGGUUACCAUAACCUGGGGGUUAUGGUAACCUUCAUGAAACUUUCACACUGUUGAUUCUUGCUAGUAGAUAAUCAUAUGGUAUAGACCCGGCCUGCACAAAAUGUGACUCAUCAAGGUGAAUGUAGCCCACCAACCAUGUAUUAUGGCAACUUACCAGGAGCUUCCAACAAGUUUACCUGUUGAGAACUAUGAAAAUGGGGCUACCUGGUAGACCAUGAUACAUAGGUGAUGAUGGGCUGUGUUUGGCUUGUUGUUCCAACCUGGUGCACGCCAUAGUGGGAUAUAUCCUGUAGUUAUAAUUAAAGUACUGUGAGUAUAGAACUAAUGAAAAUCUAUUUCCAUUUUAUUUAUAAAGAGUUCAUUGAUGAUUUACUCUGUGCACAAAUUAAAUGCAGUUUGCUCUCUUCUUCCUAAGCGAGAUUUCCAUCUUUGGUCCUUCUAGCUUUUCCAAGGAUCACAGUCUUCUUCUGGCCUGCCCAAUAGAGAGUGCCUCUGCUUCAAAGCAAAUGAGUCCCUCUUUGCAAUAUGGCUGAGGAAACUGUAGCUGGAUCAAUGAGCCAGUCAAAGGAUUAGCGAAAGAAAUGGAAGUUUGAGGGAGGUAGUAAAGGGUAAUAGCUGUUCAAGGCAGAUGCAUGCUUGUGAAAUUGUGUGUGCCAUAUUACUGAAACAUCUGUAGAACGUGGUAAAUAGUUUUUGAAAAGUAGCAUGUGCUUUCUAGAUCAUUGUGAUGGUUUAGAAAAGCAAAGCAGGAAACUAGAUUUUAUCUCAGGCAUCUUACAUGCAAGGUUUUGCCUGCUUAGUACACCUCUUGACUGUGAGUGUGACAGAUUCAUUGUCAUGCUAGCUGACUUGCAUUCUGUAGCCUAAUCACAGAACACACUAGCUGAAAGUUACUAAGGUAACUAACAGCACAAGCCUAUCUGUGUCUACUCAGAUGGAAGCCCUGUUGAGUUCAAUCGGACUUACUUCCAUGUAGGGAUGGAAGGGUCUGUCCAUUUCAGUUCUCUUAGAUUCUCAUUUUUCCCAUCUUAAAUCCAGUUCUCCACAUUUCUGCAGCAAUUUGUUUGUUUUUUCAAAUCCUCAUGAAAAUUUUUCACAAUAAGCACAUUUCUGUCUGCAGUUUUGACUAAUGUACACAUUUUUACAAACAACCUAUCAUAAUACAGUGUAUUAGAUUUUUGUAUGUUAUUUCAGAAAUGUAUUAUUUUGUAUACACAUUUCCUCCUAAUAGAUGCAGGUGUUUGUUUGUUUGUUUUUUGUUAAUUCUGUUUAGAGAACUGGAUCCCAAAACUUGUAAAAGAACAAGUUUUGAAUAUUGCCUGUGUUUUGGUUCUCAUAGUUUUUGGAAAGCGCAAAUAUUCUAAAUUUAAAUGUGAAUUGAAUCUAAUUCCUCCUCCAUCCAUACUCCCAGGUAAGUAUGUGUUAAGAUUACAGCCUAAAAUAUAAAAACUACUCCAUUUCACUCAUUAAGGUCAACCAACUAGUUCCUUCCAGGUUCUGUGAAAGAUAUUUUGCUUUCUGGAGAAUGUUUGCAUCUGCAAACAUUUCAGUCUUCUUUCUUUCUCGUUUUCCUCUCCUAAGGAAAGCCACUCUUUUCACUGACUAAAUGUCACCCUAACCCAGGUCUUUGUGAAGAUCUCCCAGGAAGUAAGUCCUCCUAGGAAGGGUCUUUCCCUUCCACAACCCCCCAUUUUUUAUGUUAAGGCAAAGUGCUGUAACUGACAUUUGAUGCCAUUUCACUUUGGCCAGGAUCAGAAAAUCCACUCUGCUCAUGAUAUACAUCAGUGGUGGGCAAGGUUUACCUCGGCUGGGCCAGUUCACUCCUGCAGAGAUCGCUCUGUGGACCGGAUCACAUCUGCACAGACGUGAUUUCCUAUGUCUGCGUUUACGCAGACGCAAUUUCCGGCACCAUGGAAGUGAGUCCCCGUUCCGCGCUGGUUUAGCGCAGCAUUGGGGAACUCCCCGAGUGGAUGGCUCAGUUCAGGGGCAGCUCGUGGGCUUUUAAAAUGACCACCGUGGGCCGCUUGUGGCCCAUGGGCCGCAGGUUGCCGACCCUGAUAUACAUUAAAGGGUGAUGUUGAUGUGUGUUUCUCAAAGGAAUGCUCCCCCUUAUCCAGCAUGACAACAGACUUUGAAACAGGGAGACACUGCAGAAGCCAUUUGUGAUACAGCAUUAGGAUCAAUCAUUCAAAGAUUUUUUUUCUCCCCAGAAGGGGAAAGCUACAGGGUUUAUCUUUGCAUUCUGAAACUGUUAACAGACAGGGCAGUAAGGGAGAAUACAAGGAUGUGCUGCCUUGCAGCUAUACGGAAGACCUCCCAGAACUGUUAGGCUAAGAAAACACAAUAGCCACGAAUUUAAUAUUUUGAUUACUUCAUCUUGCCAGCACAAAUACCAGUUCUGGGUGUAAAGGGCGUAAAAUGCAGCACAUUUUGGAAAGCUAUAAAUACUUGAACUGCCUUGCAUGCCUCAUUGAGAUCAUGAGGCAUAAUACAAUUUUUUAAAAAAACAAACCUGGAUUUUGUUUUACUUUCUUCCCUGCCUCACUGACCAGCAGUAUCUCUCCAAGAUUUCAGUUACAGGCUGUUUCCAGCCCUACCUAGAGAUGCCAAGGAUUGAACCUGGAAUGUUCUGCAUGUAAAACGCAAGGUCUAUCACUGAAAUACAGCCCUCUCCUGUGCUUGUCCAUAUACAAUUUUGUUUACACUGAGGGAAAAAUACCGUACUUCAUUUUCAGUUUGAUUGCUUUUAAGUCUUAUUCAUUAUUACACAUGAAUAAAAGCAUUAAGUGCACUUUAACUGGGUUUGUUCCUGUUGACAAUUUAAUCCCUUUCCUCCUCCUCUCUUAAAUAUUUGAAGGAAAGCGGGAAAUUUAUGCCGCCUCCUGGACAGACCUAAAAAUAGUCCAGUUGAGACAAUGUUAACAAGCAGAGCAGGAAAAAAAUAUAUACUGUAUUGAGGAGAUUCUGAACAAGAACUGUUCUUCUGAAAACUAAUUUCUGUUUGGGUGUGUGGGGUUUUCCUUCCAGCCAUUCAUUUUUUUGGCGCUAAGCACUGAAUCAUUUCAUUUCAUUUCCCCUAACCCUUCGGUCUUAACUUCCCGUGUAACUACUGUAUCUGGGGUCUCAGCUAGACUGGUAAGGAAAAGGCAGAUUUGUAUGUGUUAUAACAUUGUGCCACCAGAGGGCGAUGUGGAGCCCGUUUUUUCUCUACCCGUUUUCCCUGUUUAAAUUUACAACGCUUUAAACUGAAACGCUUUUUUGAUGUGUCUAGAUCCAGCCCAGGUUUCUUCCUCUCUGCAAAAAUAUCUAUCAGCCCUUGGCUUUCGAAAGCCGGAGAAUAACUCCAAGUGAACACAGCUUGCAAUAAAUGAGGUUUUAAAAUACAUUGCAAAUGUCAGAUUUGUCAUCCGUAGCAGGGGCAUUAACGGAAGCUACAUUCUUUUAACCUAUGGUUUUUGGGAUGACUUUCUCUGCUUUAUUAUACCUGCUUCACACCUCACUGUAGCACAAGGUGGCAGAUCAGAGUAUAAGAUCGACCUGAUAAAGACUCUCCUUGUCUGCCAAUAUACUAAUUUGAUGAACAGAAAUAGCAGUACAACGCUGCAAUCAUACCCCUCUUUGUCUGCUGUUCUGCAAUGAUUUUUCCCAAUCAACAAAUGGUAUACCUUUGGAAAUCCCUCUACAUUUCCUUCAGCCACAGAAAGUAGCACUGGGUCUGACACACUAGAAACUGGCUCUGUAUAUGAAUGUUCGCUAAUUUCUUCCCAUAAUAACUAUAGGCACAAUUUCACUAAAAGCUAAGUACCAGUACUUUUUAAAGUUCAUUUAUUUCAAUGGUAGAAUUAAGCACAAACUUAAAUCUCACUUAUUGAAAACAAUGGGCUUGUUAAAAGGGCUUAACUUUGACUGUGCAAGAGGACGACUUUGUAUAAUACAUGCCAAAAGAUAUUUAACAAGAACCAGAAUAAUCUUUAUUCUAACCAUGCACAAUAAUAACAUAUUUCGCUCUCCAAGCUACUGCAUUUAUAACAGAGCUCCCUCUGACCUUUUGAAAAAAGCCUUAGAAGAAGCCCUAGAGAUCUGUAAUACCACAUACUUUGAUUUCCUCUAUUUGUUUCCCAUCUUGAGGGAAAAUUGGACAAUUUUUGCAUGCAUGUACACACACACACACUUAUUAUUAUUAUUAUAUUAUUAUUAUUAUUAUUAUUAUUAUUAUGUUUUUAACCAAAGCUUAAUUUAGCCUGGAAUUUCCAAGUCUUCUAGAUGUACUUAACAUUUGUCGCUUUCUUCAGAUGUUACUUACUGUAGUGAACCAUCAUCUGCUUAAAACCAAAGGUGUGAGGGGAAGACAUUUCAGGAACCCACCAUGAAAAGCUGACUUCACUGACUGGCCUGUUCUUCUUACACUUCAUGCUAAUGAGACAGUUCCAAUUUCAAGUUGGGAAGAACCACAGGAGGUAACAUGCUUCAUUAGGCUGUAAAAUGUAAGUAGGACUGGGUGUUUUCCCCUUCCUAAUUUAAUCAGAAAUUGCUAAAAACCAUUGGGUUGUUCCUCCAGUGGAACUCCGAUUUUGCAUUUUUCUUCGUUAAUUUUGACCUUCUGACAUGUACUUUUUCACACACAAAAAGAGUUAGCUUUAGGAGCAGGGGGAAUCUGUAAGAACCUUUGCUUCCUCACAGCAAAUUAGAAUUAACAUGUGAUGCUGCUAAUGUUACAUAUGGUUCAUUUUUGUGUGACUCCUGAUCAUUGGCUAAAAUUUGGGAAAGGUACAGUUACCCUAAUCACAGUAGCAUGAGUCCACUGUAUCUGUGCCAAAGUGGUGUAACAUUCUAGACACAGGCCAUGAUUCAGAAAUGCUUUUCUGGACAUAUUAGACAUUUUAAUUGUAACAUGCACACUGCUGAAAAAAAACAAACUGUAUUUUAAACUUCCCCACAUCUAAAGUGUGAUGUGCAGUGUGAUGUGCUGCACGUCAACAAAACCUAUUCAAACCAGAAUUAUGGGUAGGGCAAUGCCUCAGUGGUAGAUCACAUGAUCCAGAUAGCAAAGAUACCUGGUUCAGUCCCUGGCAUCUCCAGGUCAAACAAUCAUGUAAGGUGGUGUAAAAGCUUUCCACCUGAGACCUUGGGGAGCUGUUGCCUGUCAAAGUAGACCUUACUGGGCUAGGUAAAUGAAGAGCGGUCUGGUUUAAGGCACCCUCCUAUGGAUUCCUCACUAUAAAGGCUGCUUCCCUUUUUACAUUUGCCCCCAUGGGCAUAUACUGCAGAGAGCCAUAGCCAAUCAGAAGCUCCCUGUGAUAUUUGCACCUGUGAUCAAAGAACAGCAACACCGAGAUAUUUUAGCUUGCAUAGUAGGGGUAUGUGCUAAAUUGGAAGAAUAUAAAGUAGUCCAACUGCCAUAAUGACUACAUAAGGGUGCCAAAAUGUUAUUAUAGCAUUAACAACAACAAAAACCAUAUAAUAUCUAAGACAUAUCUGUUCAUUUGGCGUUUUUGGUCCUCAUACACAACAGAAAAUGCAAGCAGCAUUAUGCACACUUUGUGUCCCAACACACUGCCUAACAACCACUUGAGCAAUGACCUGCGGAAAAUGUGGUCAAUAGCUCUCGGAGAGAUAUUCCUUUAGAAACCCAGUGCCUCUGAUUUUAAGCUGCUUUAGCCAGUGUCUGUCAAAAAAAGUCUCUCAUUCCUCUCGGUGAUCUGGAAAAUAAGCUUGCAAGUCAACCAUGUAGAGUUUAGAAUUUAAACACACACACAUACAUACACACACACACACACACACACACACACACACACACAAACCGCCACCACUAAACAUAGCUGACAGAGUCAUCUGAAGAUUUCUUCAGCGAUAUUUGCAUAAGCAGCAUCUUUUGACAGAGUUAAUCAAGCAGACACAUGUCUGAACCACAGGAAACUGUGGUGCAGGGGUUUUUUUUCCAACAAACGUAACUGCACUAGAGGAAUACUCAUGAGAAGGUGCCUUAAUAGCGAGCUCAUUGUUCCCUCUAACUCAUUACUUGUCUAUAUUGACUAGCUGCAGCACUCCAGUGUUUCCAGAAGGAAUCUUUUUGAACCCUACCUAGAGAUACAAAAGAUCAAACCUGAGACCUUCUGCAGCCAUGAUCUAUCAGCGAGCGAGAAAAUAUAUGUGGAUGCAGGUUUCCAUGUGUAUAUCCUUAGCUGGAUGCGGAAUAGUAUAAGAUCUCCUAAUUUAAGAAGAACCCUGAAGGAUUAGGCCAAGGCCAGUCUAGUGCAGCAUUCUGUUCCCACAAUGACCACCCAGAUGCUCAUAGGAAGCCCUAAGCAGAACAUGAGCUCAGUAGCACAUCUCAGCCUUACAUUGGUGCAUGUGGUUCCUGGAUCAUGUCCAUGUAGCCUCAGUUUAGGCAAUUGGCAACCAUGGUCCCUAUAUAUUUUAGGAGCACAGAGUAGGAAGGGUGGAUUCAGUCCCCACAAUUCAUCUCUCCUCUGGAAACAAUUAUUGGUGCUAUUGAUUACAUGACUGGAACUGUGUGUGCACACACUUUGACGAAGGACAAUGCUUUUAUAUAUUAUUUGAAGAGUAGGCAUUUUUAAUUGGGAGCAUCAUAUUCUUAUUUUUUUUCCUCUUAAAGCAAUCCCCUUAAAGCAAUCACCAGGAGACCGUUCAAACAGACCAUUGACCUCAAUGCAACAAACUUCGAAGUUAAGCACACACUUUACUGCGUUCUUAGUUUAAGCCAGAACAUUGAAGUGUUGUCGCUUCAAUUCAUCCCCAUGCCACAGCCACCAUUUCCUUACUAUCCCUGCAACUAUUAUUUGCUCCUAAGUUUUUUUAAAAAAAAACUUUUAAAAAACAGCUAGAUGUUUACAGCACUAGAAUAGCAAGUGUAUGUGCAUCUUGCUACCUUUUCAAGUUACCUUUGCUACGACACACAUUUCAGGAAAAGAAAGGAAAAAGCAAACAGACACUUCAAUAAAAGGAUGAUAAGAUUUGAUUUUCACUCAGAAGAGUUUGAAGGGCCUGUGUUGUUUGUGACUCUACAAAACUGUCCCCCUCAAGCUGAAUGUGUGAACAUUGACUUUGCUCCAAGGAAGAGUUGUGGGACUAAAAUACUAUCUUUUAUCUGAGUAUAUAUUUAUAUUACGUGGAUGUAGGGUAUAUGCUUGAAAAGGAAGUUGAUUUUAUUAGAGGUGAUCUGCUACAUGCUUUUCAGGGAGACAGGCCUAGAGCUUUUAUACGUUUUACAGUAGAAAUCCUUUUAUGUUUGCUGUGUUUAUAUUUCUUACCUGAUUAACUGGGCUGGUGGUGUAGAGUCCCAUCAUGGCAUUCAUAUGUACAGUGGUACCUCUACUUACAGAUUUAAUGCGUUCCGAACACACAUUUGUAAGUCGAAAAAAUUUGUAAGUCGAAGCAACCCCAUCUAAAAAUUCGUUAAGUAGAAAAAAAUCCUAUCUAAACCGCAUCCAAGAUCGCGGACAGAGCUCCAUUCGUAAGUAGAAACAUUCGUAAGUAGAGUUAUUUGUAAGUAGAGGUACCACUGUAUAGCUGCAUGUUACAGAUAUCACCCCCUGGGUCAUUUUGGAUAAAAGAAACUUGAAUAACCCUAUGAAUCCCUACUCAGAAGUAGGAAUGGAAGAAUCUUCAGUUUCUCUUCUCUCAAUUCCUCCUUUCCCCAAAUUCAGUUCUCGGCAUUUCUGCAGCAAUUUACAACUGAGGUGUGUGUGGGGAGUCAUUAGAAUUGAUCAGCAUUUUGCUUUGAAUUUCUCUGCAUAAACACAUUUUUGAACACAGUUUUGACUAAUGAACACACUUUUACAAGCAAUUGUUUUAAAACAGUGCAUUUGUGUAUGUUAUUUCCAUUAAUAUUUUCUUUGUCAACAUUGUUUGGGGGAACUACGUCACAAACCAUGGAGAAGUGUGAAUUUUAAAGGAAGGCUGUGUUUUGGUUCUCAUACUGUUUCAAAAAGUAUGGAUGUGAUACAUUUUGCUGUUAUAUGUGAACUGAAUUGAAUUUCUCCCCAUCCCUACUCGGAAGUAAGCCCCAUUCCACAUUCAGUGGGACCUCUCUUCCAGGUAAAUAUGUAGAUAAUUGACUCCCGAGUUUUUAACUUCAGUGCCUUGAUCCUUGUCUAACAUGCAACUGCAUCUUCAGACAUGUUAAUCUUUAGGGUGGCAUCAGUGCCUUUGUCACAUCAGCAGACAUUUCUCCAUUCCCCACCUUCAUCUCAGAUCUAUUUGAAAGCAACCAACCAACAUACCUUAUGCUAGGGAAAGGGGUAAUAUGGUCUUGUUGCAGAUGUUCAGGUGUGUGUGUGUGUGUGUGUGUGUGUGUACGUACACAGAAGUAAACCAGGAAAGCAGCUGCAUUAAUUCAUGCCAGUACAUGUAGAUCAUGGGGAGUUGCUUUAUAUACAAACUCAGGACAUGGUUUGAUCCUGCCCAGGAUUAUCUACACUGAUUGACUGGCUCACCAAGAUUUCAGGCAGAAGUAUUUGCCCUUCUUGGACACAGUCUAUAGCAGUGGUGGCGAACCUAUGGCACGUGUGCCACAAUGGGCACUCAGAGCCCUCUCUGUGGGCAUGUGCACCAUCAGUAAAUCCGCGCCAUUGCUAGGGGUUGGCAAAGCGGGCAGCCAUCCCAGGAAACUCUCACUAGAGUUCCUCGGCUCCCCAUGCCACUGUGAACCGGAAACGAGUUAUUUUUUGCUUGUGCGAGCCAGAGAUUGUCUGCAGUGAUUGGGCAGGAGAUUAUUGCCCGUUGUCGAUCGGCUUCCUCUGGUUUAGUUUGGUGGCUGCCUCUCAGCAUUCUCCCCAAAAAAGCUCAACAAAUCUGGACAUCCCCCCAAUGCUAAACAACUCAUGGCAACCCCCCCCCCAAAAAGCUCCACAACUCUUGGCAUUCCCCCCCCAAUGAAAGUUCAACAAAAGUGUGCAACCCCCUCCCCCCAAAAAAACUCAACAAUUCAGGGUACUUUGUGUUGGCACUUUGUGAGAAUUAAGUGGGUUUUGGGUUGCAGUUUAGGCACUCGGUUUCUAAAAAGGUUUGUAGCUCAAUCCCUAUAGACCACUGGUCUAUAGGGAUUGAACCAUGAACCUCUCACAUGCACUUGGUGUGUGCUUUCCCACUAACCAACUGACCCACACAUCAACACACCACUGAGAGUGCUUCAUUUUGGAAACAUUCUUGAAGCUUUUUGAUGAUCUUGUUCUUUGGCCCAUUUGCCACAAAAUUCAAAUUUGUACCUGCAACAAUGAAUAAUAGCAAGUCUCCUUUAAAAAAGCACAAAAUGGACAUUCUCAAAAUUCUAACAACAGCCUAAAGGCAACUCUGAUUCCCAAAGAAACCUCCACAUACAGGAGGAUAUAGAUUGCCCGUCAGCACUAGAUUAUCAUUUUCAUUCUAGACUUGACACAGUUUUCGCGGCAAAUGUCUGUUUCACAUCAACCCAGGCAGCACAGGUGCCUUUUAAAAUGAAAUUGGACUAACACCAUCAAGAGGGCAACACUGAUGAACACUUCUGCUUUCAAUGUACUGCACUCUCUUGUGAACAAAAUAACGCUUCUUAUGCCAUGAAAUCAGUUUAAGCAAAGGGUGUUGACGUUAUAACUGAAAACCAAGUUAAAUACUCUAGAAAGGUUAAUGGGAACAGUGAACAGAACUUUACCCAGAGGCAAUGCAAUGAAAGUAUGUUAAAAUAUAUACCUGGUUAUUAUCAGUUUCCAAAAGACAUCUUUUUUGUACUUUAGCUGUUGAGGAAUAAAUGCUGGUGUUUAUUACAGUCAGAAAAUCCAGCGUGAUUGAGUACUCUUUUUUCAAGAUACAGAUUAUUAACUGGAUUAAUGUACCACUCACACAAAUGGCAAUGUGACUGGCUUAAUCAUCAUCAUCAUCAUCCAGUUGCAAGGGCCCUAACCUGAUCAAGACUCUGGUGUGGGAGGCAGGUAGUUUUAACCCUUUGACUCCACUCUCCUACAACAGUCCCUGUCUGUACAGAGGACCCCACAAGUGCAAUUUCCAUCGAGGAGAAAACUUCCAUUUGACUGCAAUAGGAACUCAAAAUGUACAACUCAAAAUUGCAGGCACAGCCCCCCCCCCAAUUCUAGAUCAGGACUGCAGGGGACAAAAGGUUAACCCCUCUCUACCCCUCCCCACUGCCACCGUUGCCAGGGUCCCAGUCCAGAUCAGAGCUCCCACACUUGCAAUUGAUUUCUAGUCAGGUUUGGCCCUGAGCCUGUGAAUGGGUGCCUCCUGCUCUUUGCAGUCUUGCAGCUUUGCCUCUUGUGCAUCUGUUGCUCCAAUAGUACACAUUUAGAUUAUUUUCUCAAUAUGACCUGCAAUGAGCCAAGUGUAUGUGUUUUCUAUUCAGCAACUGAUGACUCAUUUCAAACAGCACUACAUGUAUUAGUGGGAGGAAACCCCUUCUAAAAUCCACAACAUGGAACCGCUUCUUUUUUCCUCCUUCCUUCCUUCCUUCCUUCCUUCCUUGUUCCUGAAACCCAUAAAUGCUUUCACCGAAGUAGCCGCAUGCAGGAUUGCCAGAUUAUAUGAACCACUCCUUCUCCUAGUCCUUGAACUGCUAUUAUUUCUCAGAGCAUAAGGAGGCAACAUCUCGCUAUCUGAUCAAGGACUAGUAUUGUUGGGAAUACAAAACAACCAACACAUGAUUCAUACCAUCUAAGCCAGGGGUCCCCAGACUUACUGGCGUUUGGGCCGGUUCCCACAGCGCCAAUCAUGCGGCGGG